This is a messenger RNA of Vespa velutina, 1937 nucleotides long. RefSeq names its product chromatin assembly factor 1 subunit B (gene Caf1-105). The transcript has 6 exons. Lineage: Eukaryota; Metazoa; Arthropoda; Insecta; Hymenoptera; Vespidae. Gene Ontology annotation, molecular function: protein binding. The record is from RefSeq and is a predicted model, not a curated record. Gene Ontology annotation, biological process: DNA replication-dependent chromatin assembly; nucleosome assembly. Bases 155 to 1804 code for a protein of 549 amino acids. Gene Ontology annotation, cellular component: CAF-1 complex; nucleus.
CACCUUCUACUUGUUUACAUUGUCCAUCUUGGCGUAAAAUAUACUCCGCGCUCUCGAUUUGGCGGUAUAAUGCGGUUAGCGGCACUAAGAUCAGAUUUUCUUUUGGUUUCGGAAUCUUUGGGAAGAAAUAAUAUUCGUUAUUUAGGCAGAAGAGAUGAAGUGUACUACACCAGAGAUUUCUUGGCACAAUCGAGAUCCAGUUUUGAGCAUCGACAUACAGAAUAAAUCGUGUGAAACAUCUGCGGGUGAAGAUUUUUGGCGUCUAGCUACUGGAGGAGCUGAUUCUCAUGUUUUGAUUUGGCAUCUUUUGCCGUCCGAGAAUAGUGCGACAACAAUAAUAAAAUGUGUAGCGGACUUGGAACGACAUCAAAAGGCAGUAAAUGUUGUCAGAUUUUCACCAUCUAAAGAAAUCCUUGCCUCAGCGGACGACGAAUCUGUCAUUAUUUUAUGGAAGCAAAAGGAGGAAUGCGACUUUUUUAUCUCUCCCGAGGACAAUGAGAAUAAGGAACAGUGGAAUUCAUGGAAAGUCCUGAGAGGCCAUUUAGAGGAUGUUUACGAUAUAUGUUGGUCGCCAGACUCUACUUCCAUAAUAUCAGGUUCUGUAGAUAAUACAGCAAUUCUAUGGGAUAUUCAUAAAGGUCGUACCAAUGGUAUAUUAUCCGAUUCAAAAGGAUUCGUGCAAGGCGUUACCUGGGACCCUUGUAAUCAAUAUAUAUGUACAAUGAGCAGCGACAGGCAGUGCAGAUUAGUUGAUAUCUCUACGAGGAAGACAGUACAGCGCGUUCACAAGUCCAUUAUUCCUACACCGCUUGAUUAUCCUUUGCGAGACAAAACAGUUCGUUUAUUUUAUGACGAUACAUUUAAGUCAUUUUUCAGAAGACUAACUUUUUCUAUAGACGGAACGUUAAUAAUCGUUCCAUCGGGCAUAAUAGAGCCGCAAGAUACCAUAGAAAAGACAGCAAAUGCGACAAUUGUCUUCUCUAGGCACAACUUGAAAGAGCCAAUAAUGAUUUUGCCUUCCUUGGACGAAUGUACAAUAGCAAUUCGAUGUUGUCCUGUUUAUUUUGAACUUCGAAAAAAUGGACCCACUCCUACGAUAGCAUUACCUUAUAGAAUAAUAUUUGCCGUUGCAACGCAACGUUCAAUAUUAAUUUAUGAUACUCAACAAAUUUCUCCGAUAGCCGUGAUAUCAAAUAUUCAUUAUACCAGAUUAACCGACAUUGCGUGGUCUAGCAAUGGCCGUAUCUUAGUUGUAUCUUCUACGGAUGGUUAUUGCUCGAUAAUACAUUUUUCGGAGAAUGAACUAGGCCAUGUGCAUAACGUCAAAGGUGCAACGAUUACUUCAACUGUACUUCGAAAUAGUAAUAAUAACAACAACAACAACGAAAGAAUUACGCCAAAUAUGCCAGGCUCUGCGAUUGAAACGAAAGACAAUACCUUGCUUCUUGAUAUAGAUACGAAUGCAAUGGACGUUGAUGUAACCAAAUAUAAAGAAAUAAAAGCGCAAAGUAGGGAUGAUCAAUGUGAAGAAACUUAUAAUGAAAAUGACGACAUAAUGGAGCGAAAUAAUUGCAAUUCAUCGGAGUGCAGUUUGGCUAAAGAUCAAUGUGUUAAUAAAAGUGAGGGGACGAUAGAAGAAACCGAAGAUAUUAAAUUAGUUUAUAAUGAAGAGAGCGACAAUGAUACAAGAUCAGGAAUUAAAAGGAAUACGCCUAAUAAAAUAAAGACAUCUUCGGUAAUAUCGAAAAAGACACCGCGAAGAGUGAAAUUGAUAACUCUUUCUAGUUCCAAAAGAAAAAAAUAACUAACUAAUCAUUAACUCAUGUUUAAACACUAUCAAGUUUAUUAUGUAAAUAAGCCGAAAACGACUAUAAUAUUUCUAUUAUUUUUCUAACACAUUUCUAUAAUAAUUAGCAAAAUAUAUAUAUAAAAUAGUA